Prunus armeniaca (apricot) is the source of this 372-nucleotide messenger RNA. The record is from the annotation of a GenBank genome assembly. Lineage: Eukaryota; Viridiplantae; Streptophyta; Magnoliopsida; Rosales; Rosaceae.
AUGGCUAGCUCUGGACAGCUCCUCAAGCUCGUUUGCCUUGCGGCGGUGAUGUGCUGCAUGGCGGUUGGUGCUCCCAAGGCCAUGGCAGCUGUGUCAUGCGGCCAGGUGGUGAACAGUCUGACCCCAUGCUUAAGCUACGUGUCAAACAAUGGGCCUUUGAACCCUAGUUGCUGCACUGGGGUCAAGUCUCUCUACAGCAUGGCUCAGACCACAGCUGACCGCCAGAGCAUCUGCAACUGCCUGAAGCAAGCCAUCAAUGGCAUCCCUUACACCAAUGCAAAUGCUGGCCUUGCCGCUGGCCUUCCUGGCAAGUGUGGGGUCAAUAUUCCUUACAAGAUCUCUCCUUCUACUGACUGCAAAAGCAUCAAGUGA